UUCUUUACAACAAAUUAAAGGAAAAAGAGAAGAAGAAAAAAACCCAUUGUUUUUAGUUUCAUUAAAGAGAGAAAAAGAUCCAGUAAGGGCUGCCAUCUGCGAUGGCCGGUCUUCAAAGAUCUGCAGUUUCUUUUAGAAGGCAAGGGUCUUCAGGGAUUGUUUGGGACGACAAGUUUUUAUCGGAGUUAAGCCAAAUGAAACCAGAACAACAAGAAGGAGAGACCAAGCAAGAAGAACAAGGGCCGGCGCAAGACAAGGAUAACAAUAACCCAGAAAAAAUCGAUGUCGUUAAGGAUAGUAAGCCGACAAUUGCUCCCAUCAACACCACCGUCGAAAGAAGCCGAUCUAAUGGCGGUGAAAGACGAGGUUACCGUACUGGUAAGGUGUGCCCUGCUAUUGACCCGCCUUCUCCAAAGGUUUCAGCUUGCGGUUUCUGCAGUGCUUUUGGGAAACAAAGCAAGAAAAAUGGUAGGAAAAAGCCUGGUAAGCGUAGAUCAAGAUAGUUUUUU
Hibiscus syriacus is the source of this 509-nucleotide messenger RNA. RefSeq lists its product as uncharacterized. NCBI's taxonomy places the organism in Eukaryota, Viridiplantae, Streptophyta, Magnoliopsida, Malvales, Malvaceae. The record is from RefSeq and is a predicted model, not a curated record. The transcript has a single exon. The coding region runs from base 102 to 503 and encodes 133 amino acids.